AUGCCUGCCAAAGCAGCAGAAUCAGACCCAUCCCUCCUUCUCGAAAGACGGCGUGCCCAGAACCGAAGAGCACAAGUGCGGUUUAGACUGAAGCGGGCCUCGCUAGCAGAGGCAAGCACCAGUGCCAGGCGACUUGAAAUCGCACAGGCGUCCGAACGGUCGCCCACCGCUUCCGCCGCUUCUCAUGUUCGCAUCGAAGGUUCACCUGGCAGGCAUUCCCUCGAUGUAAGCGCCUUUGCCGAUGCUGUGGGAAGCAACCACAUCGACCCUCACCCUGGCAUCCAACAGGUGGCUAGCGAUGGCAGUCUCAUGUCUUCAUUGUCGCCUGUCGCAUCAUCCGACCCCUCGCACUUUGUGCAGGGUGAGCAACGCGGCUCAUCGGAUUCAGCCAUGUUCGACGUUGAUCUCCGCGAACUCGCUCCGGAUUCGCUUCUGGAAGCAAGCGUCUCGAACGUGUCGGAAAUUUCCAAUCGCCCCGCAAGCAAUGCGGACCGUCAGUUUAGAGACGCGCCAACAGUCCACGCGACGCGGGAGGUCGUUGAACAUCCGCAUGUGUCUCGCACGCAGCCCGACGCGCUUCCCAGUGGUGUGUCGCGAAGACUGCUGUGGGAGGUGUUUGCGGACGCCGGCGCUGCGGAUGAUAGCGCGCAAGCGAGCGAAAGCUGGUGGAAGAACUUUUGGAAGUCUCUCCAUGUGAACAUCCCGCAACACGGCUCGUGCGCGCGGCCAACGAAGAUCAAAGGCUGGCCACAGGGGUAUCAAUUUGCGCAAUUGAUCACCAAAGAAAAAGGUAUGCUUGCCGUUUGCGUGUUUCUUUCCAACGAAGGGACCCUGGAAGGCCUUCGACGCUUGCCCACGGUCCUCGAUCCCGGCUCUACGAGUGCAAUUUCAUUUACGCACCCGUUCAUCAAGGCCUACUAUCACAAUGCCAUCACGCUCGGAUAUCUAGAAGAAGACCUCAGGGCCGGCGACGGCAUGUCAAACAUUCGCGACAUUUGGUCUCGUCGCGGCGGGCCUAGCUCGGGUUUGCGCACGCGCACGCCCGCAUCGAAGAACAUGUGGAUCGACUUGCCAAGCGCAUUGACGAGAGAGGAAGAGAAAUUUCGCUUGAAGCGCUUAGAGGAGACGGCCAACCUUCAUCCGACCGAGCUGCAAUUAAAGACGAGGCAUCCUAGCAUGGUUGAUGUUCUACCUUGGCCCGAGCUUCGAGAUGCACUCAUCGCCUUGACAAUGUCCAAUCUCGUGCCUUAUGCGAGCCUAAAGGGUGAUUUGCUUGGACGACCUUGGCAGUGCACAGGAUCGGGGCACACCUUUUGCAUUCACGGCGACGAUCCUGGAGACGAAGAGGCUUGGGAGAUGAGCGCUUCUUUUGCGCGCAAGUAUCGGCCGGUUCUGCCUGCCAAACUGCUCAAAAGGACAAAUUGGUGGCGCCGCAUGCGUGGAGAGCCCAACAUUACCUUUUGCCCAUCUGAAGAGGUCGACAUUACGUCUCACCACGCUCAAACGCUGUUGAGCGAUUAUUUCAGCAAGCUCGCUUGCACUGACGCCAGCUCAGAUGGCGCGGAUCACAGCGCGGCAACAAAUGGUGCUGCCGAGCCGCACAAAUCUGCAGACACAAGCGAGGAGGAGUCGGUGCAGCACCUCAAACUAGUGACAGACACCCACAUCGCAAACACGAGUAGCGACAUUUUGGCUGCUGCUUCCUCUGUCCAUUCGACUUUGACUCCACAUUUCACAAGCUUGGACACUGCAGCGGGUGAUUGCGUGCGAAAUUGGGAUCAUCACGCCGCGAUGCUCGCUUCGCUUGGUCUGAAUUUCGAGACCUUUUGA
Ceraceosorus bombacis is the source of this 1830-nucleotide messenger RNA. The record is from the annotation of a GenBank genome assembly. Lineage: Eukaryota; Fungi; Basidiomycota; Exobasidiomycetes; Ceraceosorales; Ceraceosoraceae.